UAAAUACUAAUUUACUUUCCUCGAAAAUAAAUCACCCCAGUGGAUAUUGCAAAUCAAGAGACAAGCUUUUAUUUAUUUAACAGUGCGAUCGUUGAAACCGUACCCCUAUUCGGAAGCGUUUAGAUAGAGCACCGUCGCGAUAGUUACGAUGGAUGAAACCGAGAAUUAUCGGGACCCGACGACGACGAUGUCCAGGUCGAAUUCUUCGAGUUCUUCCGACUCGUGUCAGCUGCGACUCUCAGAGAGCUUCGCGACGCCAAUUCGAUCGAGUAUGUUCGAAACGGGAAGAGAGGUCAGCCCUGCCAUACAGAGGAUGAUAGAAAAGCUGAACAAUCUGAACCUGGAGACGCCACAGCAUUCCAGGGCGCCCGUUUGCACGCCAGUCAGCCAAUCCCCGCUGACCGUACAGAGCCUCAACAAGGAGGACUUGAGCAGCGGGAUGAGUAACUUGAAACGCGCGUUGGAGUUGCGAUUCAACACGUGUCUGUCCAGCUCGAAGAGGAGAAACAGCAGUCCUCUGCCUAGGAAACACCUUAUCGACAAUCACAAGCUGAUAACCAUGCUGGACGAGGAACGCCAACGUCGACGUGCCUUGAACUCGGAUUCGGACACGGAGAACUCUCCCGAGAAGAUCAGCCCGAUCUUCGAUCGGUCGCUGAACAGGAUUCGCAGCCAUCUGCUGAGCAAUUCGUCGAAACAAGACUCCGAAGACUCUCACCAAGACCUGGAGAACUCGAUGGAGUGCAACCCUUUGCCCGAGGACGACGUCUCCCAGCUGGAGCGCAGCUUUUACGAGUUAUCGGAGGUGUACGUGGUCCUGAAGAAGGUGAACAUGUCGAGGAACCGAACGGAGAAACAUCGGAUAGCGUUGACGAGACAGAACGUACGGGGCGAGGAGAUCUUCAAGGAGGCCAUAAACAUCAGUUUUAACGAUAUACUGACCCCUGAACAGAAGAAUUUGAUUUUGGAGAACUACCUGCAGACCCUCAUCGACGAUUCGUCCAAGAUCGGUGCGUCUGGCUCCAAGAAGGACGAUCAGGAUGCUUUGAACGAGGUCGACGAUCUUCGCGAGCGAAACAACAACGUGGAUAAAGAAACGAACGACUGUUCGAAGCUCGAGUCGGAGAAGCCAGCAGGUUCGGAAGAGAACGUGGAUAAGAGGAAGAAGGAUGUUUGGAUUUCACCGUCCUUCGACCUCAAGUUUCGUCGCCUUUUGGGCAAGUGGCACAAGAUCUGCGAAACAGGCGAGCAAACUUCCCCGAUGAACGAAGACCAGGACAAGGAUCCUUCGCCGCCCGAGCGCUUCAGAUUCGACAGGUCCAAGUCUCUGUCGGCCUUGGUCCCCAGAAUUUUCGAGAAAAUGGCAGACGAGCAGGACGAACGAUCCAAAAGUACUCGAGAGAUAAAAGUCUCGGAAGCCAACGGAGUCGGGGAUCGCAGCGAAUCGAAUUCUAACGAUGGCUCGAAAAUGGACGAGUCCUGCGAUCAGCAGAGCUCGUGCUUCUCGGACAAGUCCAUGGAGAACUUGAAGCUUUCGGAGGAAUCGGUGAAUCAGUCCUGCUCAACCGAUACGAACUCUGUCAACGUGGAGGAGAUGUUAAACUCUGGGAAAGAGAUCGAUCCAGAGACGCACAGGGAACUGGACCUCAAGUUUACAAGCCUUCUCGACAAAUGGCGGGAAAAAUGCGACAACAACAGCAAAAGUUCCGUGAGGAAGAAGAGUCGUUCCGAAUCGGAGACUGCGGAUAUACUCGAUGAAAUCUGCUCGAGUUGCAAGCGUUUCAAAGUAGAGAGAUCGAAAUCAUCCGCGGCUAUACUGAUCCACAAAUCACGCGUGGAACAGGCCUACGAAGAAGAAGACUGCACGUCGUCGCCGGUUAUCUUGACAACGAACUCGGACAGCAAGGAUGAACUUUGCAAAAGCUCGGAGAAGGACGAAUCCGAUAACGAUUCGAGAAGAUCCGUCAACAGCUCGACAGUUGCCAACAUGUUCGACCUGUCCAUGGACCUGGGAUCCUCCUUCGAAACCAAGAGUUGCGAAGACUCUUUGAUUUCUGAGGAAGUGGUGCCCGAACAGUCUUCUUUGGCCAGCUACGAGUCAACCGAGUCCAAAUCGCUGGCGGAGUCGAAGGUUGACGAUGAUUCGUUUUGCGACACAGAGGAGAACGACGACGUUUUCGAGCCCGACAACAGCAGGGAGAAGAUGGUCAGCAAUUUCAGAGACUUCUUGCAGAAAUUAGCCUCCAAGAAGAAGUGCACGCAGAGUCCUGCGGCGGAGAAACCACGCAGAACGGUCCGGAGGCAGCCAAUGUUGACCUUUGCUGGUAGACCCAGACCAGAUGUCCCCUUCCCGCCAUCGCACAAAUUGACAUUGGCAGAGGUGUUCGACGCGCGGACGGAUCGGCCGCGGCCGGAAGUCCUCAAACAACACUUUAUCCUCGAAGGUAGGAUCGACGAGGCGGCGGCCCUUCGUAUAGUCAACGAUGGGGCCGCCCUGCUGCGCUCGGAGAAGACUAUGAUCGAAAUCGAAGCUCCAGUCACCGUAUGCGGUGACAUUCACGGGCAAUUCUACGACCUGAUGAAGUUAUUCGAAGUGGGCGGACCGCCCUCCUCGACAAAAUAUCUCUUCCUCGGCGAUUACGUAGACAGGGGUUAUUUCAGUAUCGAGUGCGUAUUGUACCUGUGGGCACUGAAACUGUGCCAUCCAACCACACUCUUCCUCCUCAGAGGUAACCACGAGUGCCGUCAUCUCACGGAAUACUUCACAUUUAAGCAAGAAUGUAAAAUAAAAUACUCGGAGAGGGUGUACGACGCGUGUAUGGACGCCUUCGACUGUCUGCCGCUCGCGGCCCUCAUGAACCAACAGUUCCUCUGCGUUCACGGUGGACUCUCGCCGGAAAUACACAAUUUAGAAGACAUACGCAAACUGGACAGGUUCAAAGAGCCACCUGCGUUCGGGCCCAUGUGCGAUCUUCUGUGGUCGGAUCCUCUGGAGGACUUCGGGAACGAGAAGAACGCCGAGCACUUCUCCCACAAUAGCGUCAGGGGUUGUUCCUACUUUUACAGUUACGCGGCGUGCUGCGACUUUCUGCAGAACAACAACCUUCUCAGCAUCAUAAGGGCACACGAGGCGCAGGAUGCAGGGUAUCGUAUGUACCGGAAAUCCCAGGUGACGGGCUUCCCAUCGCUAAUUACCAUCUUCAGCGCGCCCAACUAUCUCGACGUUUAUAAUAACAAGGCAGCCGUGCUGAAGUACGAAAACAACGUGAUGAACAUCAGGCAGUUCAACUGUUCGCCACAUCCUUACUGGCUACCCAACUUCAUGGACGUUUUCACGUGGUCUCUCCCGUUUGUAGGUGAAAAAGUCACGGAGAUGCUGGUGAACGUGCUGAACAUUUGCUCGGACGACGAGCUUAUGAGCGACGGCGACGACGGGCUCGAAGAAGUCGCAGCCAAAGUCGUUGUCCAAAAAAAGAAUGGUGCAGCAGCCAAUCUACGCAAGGAGGUUAUCAGAAACAAGAUCAGAGCCAUUGGCAAGAUGGCGCGCGUCUUCUCCGUCCUGCGGGAGGAGAGCGAGAGCGUGUUGCAGCUGAAAGGACUGACACCGACCGGAGCUUUGCCACUUGGUGCGUUAUCUGGUGGCAAGACGUCCCUAAAAAACGCUCUCCAAGGCUUCUCGCCGAACCACAAAAUCACCUCGUUCGCAGAGGCAAAGGGUCUGGACGCCAUAAACGAAAGGAUGCCGCCAAGAAAGGACGCCCCGCCCACGCCGGUAAACGAGGAGAAGCCCGUGAUAAAGCCGCCGACUCCUGCGGGAGACAAGCGAGACCACAACACACCGCAACCGCAAUCGUGAGCCUCACACUCGUCCAAUCAAGGUGGCAAGGAUGGAUCGUAAGAUCCCGAUGCUGUCGCCGCCGCCACCACCAUAAGAUCCAAACCAUUGCUCGUCUCUCCCCCCCGGUUGUUAUCACUAGUGCACUGUUCGUCGAGCCAGGAAGGAAUCGUCGCGGCCGCGUGGAGGAUCUGGAACCCGGAGAGGACUGCCACGUCCAUCGACGCGGGAGCCACGGGGACGGUUGUCGUCGUUCGCGUGUCCGGUGUCGCGACUCGCGUCCCCGGCGACGAUGGAGACGGUCCGUCGCCGGUCUGAUACCGUUCAGAGCGCGUUUCGCGCGCACCAAACGGGGAUUGUUCGCCUCGCGGGAGGCGCUUCACGGCCGUCGUGCCCUCGUCUCUUUCGUCCUCUUUCUCCCAUCCAACGACGACGACGACGACGAUGACGACGACGACGACUCGCGUGACCUGGUGCCCCGGCGUUACGCGCGGCGGACCCCUCCUCGCGUUGGAUCGCAAUUUAGAGAACGCUAGCUUGGGAACAAUGACGACAGAGGAGAGAUUAUUAUUUAAAUACGCGAAUCGUCCGUGUGUACGCGCGGCCCGGUUCCGGUUCCGGUUCCGUUUCCGGUUCGCUGGCACACGCGAGACAACGGAUGGAUCCGCGGUGGUUCGAAUGUUGAUCGCGCGUAGACACGGACCUGGGGUACGCGGAGUCGACGACGUACGUCGCGUUUCGGGUUUCCGGGUAUCGAGGACGAAUCGUCCCCGUCGUCGUCCUCGAUCGGCAACGACGCCGUUCGACGAUAUCUCUCGUUUCCUCGAGCGCCGCGAGGCGAACAAAUCGAAGAAUAGAGAAGCAAAGAUUUAACGAAAAUAAUUAAAAGAAAAAAACAUGAAGCACGAGAAGGAGUAAGGAAACGGAAACAAAGGUGAAAUGAAAAUAAAAAAAAAAAAAAGAGGUAAAUAAAAUAAAAAGGCAGCUGGCCUGUCGGUACGGCGGAGCUUCCGGUUUUAGGAUUUACUAGGUUCUUAAGGAGUCCGCCCUGGGUGGUGCAAGGGCAUCCCCGCGACAGGGUGGGGUUACUUAAAUCUUAAGUCGAGAUAAGCUUAGGGUUAAGCCGUAAGUUAUAUCGGAGAAUUUAUUUAAUAUACGCAUAUACGAUAAAUAUAUUAUUAAUUGAUUAAUAUUAUUAUUACUAUUAUUAUUAUUAUCGUUAUUAUUAUUAAUAUUAAUACGAUACGGUGUUUCUCGCCGCAGAAUGCGUGCACGCGCACGCCCGUUCGCACGAAUGCACGUCGAGCGCGUCGUUUCAUACGUGAUUCGUGAAAUUUAAACGAAUCAUCGGUACGAUUACGCGAUUCGCUGGACCACCCGUCCCACGGACUUUGUUUAAUCGUUCGUUAGCGUCCUAUAGUCUCUACGAAUCGAUUUUGAAAAAGGGGAAAGAUUUUGUUAGUUCGAUGACCAAAGUUACUGCUAAACUUCUAUUAUAAACACUUCGAUCGGUUGUCAAUGUCUUAAGAUCUACUAGAACAAAACGCAACGUCCUGGAAAUUUUUCCUAGUUCCGCACAGGAGAGGUUCGUUCGACUCUCUUAUUAAAUCAUUCUCGAUCACCCUCCUGGUUUUAACUUCGUCUAUUUUAACUUGCUUCGCGCGUCGUUUUAAACCAAAGUCCCGUACGUGUAUUUGAAACAAGCAUGGCCGGUGGAAAUCAUUGCAAGAACUGGGGAGAAUAUUGCUCGUUUCGCUAUUGAUCGAACAAAAGACGGAUUUUCUUUAUAGUUGUAAUUGCGGUACAUAUCUCUCGUUUCACGUGUAUUUAAGACGGAACACAUUUCACCACUCAGCAGUUUGAAAAUGUCGCAGUGCAGACUUUCGGUCGGAUUUUCCAAAGAUCGGGGAAUAAUUCUUGAAAACGUGCAUGGAAGUCGGUGAUUGGACAUCGUCCAAGUGAAAUUGGCACGAAAGCGAUCCUCCUUUUCGUAAUUUGCUGUCAAAGAAUACAGAAUAAAUCGAGAAUCCUCCCACUUGCUUCGGUAUUCCGUCAUUAAUUCGAACGACCGUGUAAUUUUAAUCGAAAAUUUUUAAUCUCGAAUAUCGUUCGAUUUAUUUUAGUCUAAUGGUAUCGUUGCGCGUUGGACUUUGAUUACCAAUCGUUUAAAAAAUUGGAAAAUAACAGUCGUCGAAACGCGCCCUUGAAUGCACGCGAAAUAAAAAUGAUUGUCGGAUCGCGUAUUAAAAAGUUAUUGAAACGAGGGUGGAGACGGGUGGCGGCGAUUUCGAAAAGUCGAAAGGAAACGGAACGCUCGACGAGACACAAGGGAAUCUCUCGCGGAGGCUUCGCGGGCCUCGAUCGCGCACGAACGAAGGAUCUAUAACGCAUAUUAUACGUAUAUCAGUAAACCCAUGACAUGUGUGCUCCUUUUGGACGUGUGAUGCGUAAACCCUUGCUCCAGCCAGUCGCAGAAGUUUAUUGUGGGAACUGAGAAAACCGAUUUUCAAAGGAGGUACGCACAGAGACCAGAAAAUAAAAAAUUAAUGGGACAACGCUCGACCAAAUAUGGCCGCGUGGGAUCGUCCGCGCGGCUAGUAGAGAAUAUAACGAAGAGAAAGUAAAAAAGAAUAAAAAAAAAAAAAAUACGAAAGGAAUAUUGUCCAAGGAAAAAAAGAAGUUUUUUUAGGCGAGAAGGGGGGCGAACGAAUUGUCCAUGGUCUGUGAAUUCCUCGAACGACGAGUUCGAGGGAGUAAAAACGAGAAAGGAAAAACCAAACGGACAGCCAUUUUGCGUAACACGUCUAAUAACGUUGAUCUUCUAUGAUUUUAAUGUGUGUUCUUGCUACUAUCCGACAUAAGUAUGGGUCACAGCCGCGAGCUGCUCGCGCCUGGCGCCGGAAGUGGAGCCUUUGCGGUCCCGGAAACGGGACCGGUUUACGCGAGAAUGCGAACGAAACGACUAUAAGACGAAUAAUCGGACAUUGGUCGUAUCUUCUUCUUUUUUUCUUUUUUAUCCUUUAUUUUUAAGUUUAUUUUAUUCCUUCUUUUAUUUUAUUUUUUGUUUUUUUAAUGCGUCGCGAGUUAAAGCGAGAUGAAAUCUCGAUGGAAUUCGAAGCAUUUCGAACGCGAUCCUACGCUCGACGCGCCGCGAUUUUUGGCGUCGAGUCUCGAUCCGAAACACGUGACUUCUCAAUUGCCGCUUCCUUUCGGUCCCGUGAACGUGUUUAGUUCGUGUUGACGGGUGUCAGUGCCAAACUACGAUCAUUUUUCGGUUCUUCGCGGUCACUUUGUUCUCCGUAGAGCCCCUCGAGUCGUUGAACGGCGGGGUAAUUUUUGAAACUUUAUUACCACUCUGUAGAAUGGCGUCGUUGGUGUGCUCGGUUCGAAUUGAAAACCAUUCGGUAUUAUUUCUCUUAUAAACUGUAUUUAACGAAGAAGCAGUAGUACGUCGUCUCUAGAAAUUUUUAAAUAUAUGUAUAUCAAGGGCGUAAUAUACAUGGUAUUAUUUUUUUAUUACAAGGUAGCGCGUGAUCGAGAUGUAUUUUCAAAAAUUUUAGUUAGAAUAUAUGGAAAGACGUACGGCACGCGUGGUAUUAAUUUUUUUUAGCAAAAAGAAGAAAUAGAUUUUUCCUGCCAUUUUCGUGGCGCUGCGCGCUCGACGUUCUCCGUAGGCCUCCGUGCGUUAGGUCAACGUUUAGUUGAAAGGUCGUUGCCCAAAAUCGGGACCUAUUCGACGCGAGUACACGACCGUUCGGGAUGUUCUAAAGCGUUUCAAAGAGCCUCCCUAACAACCCCAUCGAUCCCUUCGUCCUUUGCAAAAACAAAACACCCCUGUAACACGUAUGUUUACUCCCCCCGGCGAAAAAGUACCGUCUAUUAUUUUCACGUACAGUCGAACUUGGUUAUAACGAGCACGGACGUAUCGAAGUCGCGGCUGUAACGAGCAAGAAAAGCCAUAUUGAUUCUAAUGCACGCGUAUUCUUAUCAAAUCACUCGUUUUUACAGUGCUCGGGGAAACUCGUGAUAUCUUGAAAGGGAUCUCGCAAAUAAAAAGACUAAUUUACAUCGUAUUUAUUACUAAUAUUCUUCUUAAUUACGAAUAUAUUGCGUUUAAUGCAAAGGUAUUGAUCGUGUUUAAUAUUAAGCGUAUCGUAGUUUAAACAAGCAUAUUGAUAUAAAUAAUAUGCCCACGUGUAAAUAUAUUCUUUCUCCCAAUAUCAACAUUUCUUGAAUCUGUGUCUUUAACGAGUUCUUGACAAUUUGAACGAUUAACCUAACUCGCCGCUAAUCAGUGAGUAAUAGUUUUAACAAGGAAAUUUUGUUGAUCGUUAUAAUCGAGUUCGACUAUGUAUGCAGUAUUCCCUCGCAGGUUGCAACGAAGUUACCCUCGCCAUAUGAAUAUUAAGCGAACAGUUUCUUGGAGAAAGGACGUAUAUCAACUUCAUUUUACUGUGGAAUGGUGGUUAACGAAUCACGUUCCCCUUAGUGGGUUAUUAUUUAUUUAAAAAAAUAAAAAAGUGUGUCGGAGCGUAACGUACGCCCUAUUUUCAAGGAAUUGUUUGUCCCCUGCGUGUACCUACGUUCCACCGUACCUCCCUCGCAGGUUGCAACGAGCAGGUUCGGACGAAAUUGCAGCCUGCAAGGGGUUGCUGUGUUUUCCCGCGUUUUUUUACGGCGUUCUGAUGUCUAAAAUCCUCCGUAACGCGCGUUUACUUUGUUCCACCGAGUUUCUUUGUUUACCCGCGCGUCUGUGUAUAUUUUUCCCACCCCCGAAUAUCUCGCGGCGUCCACCCCCAUCCCGGAAACUACCGCGUUUGUUUUCGCGUUGCCCUCCGUUCAUCGUCGCGUUUCCGGCGCGUCGAUUUCCACGGCGACGGCGCGUCUCGACGGACGAUCGUGAAUCGAGAGUCCGCCUCGCUGCUUAUCGUGUAAUAUUUCUAGUAAUAAAAUGGCGCCGCGAUCGCGUCGCGGGCCUUUCUCGUCGUUUUCGCUGUUUUUUCUACCUCCUCUCUCUUAAGAAUCGAUGAACAGCGGAAGUGGGCGCGACGGGGAUUCGCGACGAUGGACGCACAUUAGCGCGGAAGUCGGAAUUGGGAAUGUCACGGACUCAGAGGGGUUGGGCGGGGGUACAAAAGAAAAGAAAAAAAGACCACGUGGAGGUAACGGUUAAACGGGAAACAGGGGAGGGGGGGGACCACGCGCGAGAAAUGAAAAAGAAAAGAAAAUGAAAACGGGAGGUAGUCAAAGGCCACUUCCGUCAGCCAAUCAUCGGCGGCAGUGUAAGAAUUACGGUCUGAAACAUAAUAAAGAUAAUGAAAGAAUAUUAUUAUAAAAUGAAAUGAAU
This is a messenger RNA of Colletes gigas, 9182 nucleotides long. RefSeq lists its product as uncharacterized. The coding region runs from base 149 to 3856 and encodes 1235 amino acids. The transcript has 14 exons. Gene Ontology annotation, molecular function: calmodulin-dependent protein phosphatase activity; calmodulin binding. Gene Ontology annotation, biological process: calcineurin-mediated signaling. Gene Ontology annotation, cellular component: cytoplasm; calcineurin complex. The record is from RefSeq and is a predicted model, not a curated record. Lineage: Eukaryota; Metazoa; Arthropoda; Insecta; Hymenoptera; Colletidae.